Messenger RNA from Pseudoliparis swirei, 4218 nucleotides. RefSeq names its product neuropilin (NRP) and tolloid (TLL)-like 1, like (gene neto1l). Gene Ontology annotation, molecular function: protein binding. The record is from RefSeq and is a predicted model, not a curated record. NCBI's taxonomy places the organism in Eukaryota, Metazoa, Chordata, Actinopteri, Perciformes, Liparidae. The transcript has 11 exons. The coding region runs from base 1 to 1662 and encodes 553 amino acids.
AUGGUACAUGGGCACAGCUUCCAUCACGUUGUUGCAAGUCUUCUCAUUCUUGGGUUGUCUGGAGCAACAAGGAAGGAUACAUCAGGGAAGAACAACUCUGGAGUGAAGCCCGCGGGUCAAUGUGGAACGUGGGUGAAAGAAGCUGAAGGAGGGCUCUUCACUUCUCCCAAUUACCCAAAUAAAUACCCUCCAGACACAGAGUGUGUUUACAUCCUUGAAGCUCCGCCAAGGCAGUGUAUUGAUCUACACUUUGAGGUGAACUAUUCAAUCGAGUCCUCUUGGGAAUGUAAAUUUGACAACAUCGAGGUUCGGGAUGGACCGUUUAGCUUCUCCCCGAUUCUCGGACGGUACUGCGGACAGCACAGCCCGUCUGAUAUCAGGAGUAGCGGACGAUAUCUGUGGAUCAAAUUUGUUACGGAUGGUGAACUGGAAGCGGUGGGAUUUUCAGCAAAUUACAACUUCACCGCAGAUCCGGACUUUGCAGACAUGGGAGUCCCCCCACCUCUGCCCUCCUGUCAGUAUGACAUGGUUGGUCCAGAAGGUAUCGUUGAGUCCCUUCAGAUCACCAGAGACGGGAAGGCUGGCGCCACUGAGGCCGUUGACUGUAAAUGGUACAUUCGCGCUCCUCCGCGCUCCAAGAUCUACCUGCGUUUUCUUGACUAUGAGAUGGCCAAUUCCAACGAAUGCAAGCGUAACUUUGUGGCAGUGUAUGAUGGCGGCAGUUCGGUGGAAGACCUGAAGUGCAAGUACUGCUCCACGGUGGCCAACGACAUCAUGCUGGCUUCUACAAUGGGCGUCGUCCGCAUGUGGGCGGACGAAGCCAGCCGCAAAAGCCGCUUCCGUAUCCUUUUCACGACCUACCAAGAGCCUCCAUGUGAUGCGGAUGCCUUCUUCUGUCACAGCAACAUGUGCAUCAACAACACGCUGGUGUGUAAUGGCAUUCAGAACUGCGUCUACCCCUGGGAUGAGAACCAAUGUCAAGAGAAGAUGAAAACCAACAUCUUGGACAACCUGAACAACACAAACGGGACCAUCAUUGGCGUCACUUGCUGCAUCGUCCUCAUCCUCCUCAUCAUCUCCGUCAUCGUCCAGAUCAAGCAGCCACGUAAAAAGUACAUGGUUCGGCGCGAGGACUUUGACCCCACCAUGUUCCAGGAGGUCUUUGAGCCGCCCCACUAUGAGCUGUGUACUGUACGGAGCGCUGCAGCCGCCUCGGCAGACUUAGUCGACCUGGCAGAGGACUUUGAGAACUACCACGCCCUUCGCCGUGCCUCCUCUCGCUGCAUCCACGAUCACCACUGUGGCUCCUUCUCCAACCUCGGCAACGCCCACAUAACCCAGCUGUCACUCAGUGGACGAGGAAGUCGCGGGAACCUGAGCGCUCGAGACGCGGCGGGCGCCACUCUGCUCACAGACCUCCCGCAGCCGCCCAUGGCAGUGCGGCCCAUGCUGCCGUCCUCUGGUAAUCGCAGGAGCAUCUUGGUCAUGAAGCACAGCUACUCACAAGAGGCCGCGGACAAUGGAUGCGACCUGGACGACGACCUGGAAGAAGUUCCCACCACCAGCCACCAGCUUUCACGCCAUGAAAAGGCAGUACAGCGGUUCUGCCUCAUUGGCUCUUUGAGCAAACAUGAAUCAGAGUACAACACAACUAGGGUCUAAGAGACAAUUUCAAGGUAAGCAACCCUAUCCAACAAUCAAAAUAUAUCUAUGUUUUUGUGUAGUUACCAUUUGCCCAGUCAGUAUAUACUUUAAUGUAAGUUAGUUUUUCUUUUCUGUGAUUUUUGCCCGGGUUUAUAUAUUGUUUUUCUAUGUUUUUUUAUUUGUUCAUUUUCACCAAGAUGGUUUUCUUGCUUGCAGCCAUCUUGCCUUCCGACUGAGUUUGUUUGAAGUAUUUGUGAUGCUUGAGUUCACUGUAUGUCCCUCCGAGGACAUACAUUGUAUCACUCAGUGGACAUUCAUGAGCAUGGACUUUUUCAAUCAUCUUCAGUUGAAAAUGUUAUCAAAUAAUAUGUCUAACCUCUGCACUUUUCUCCCAGUAGGCCCACAGCAAAUAUUUCAUUUCACUCAUGUGAUCACUUGUCCAGAUAAAAGCACAAAUUGGAAAGCAGACACAAUCCCACAUUUUCAUGAAACUAAUCAUGAUAUAUGCACACACUAAAGACAGCACAUAAUCUCUUUGUAAUUUACAAAUCUUAACUGAUCACACAUUUAUACUGAAUUCCUCUGUAGUUAUGCAUGCUGUGUGUCACUUGCAGUAUUUUAUUUUAUGUUUGAUUGAUUGUGAAGCAUAGUAUUUAUGCCUGUGUGUAACAGUUCAUGUGUAUGCUCCACGGCUGUGCUUUCAGAAGGUUGCAAAAAGCAUAAUACGAUACAGUAAUACGAACAUUGUCGCUGAAUACAUUUGAGAUGUAAAUAACCAAUGAGUUGAUGAAAGAAAAUUUCAUUUCAAUGCAGAGUUAUAGACGGUCAUGCUUGCAGCUUUAUGCAUGCAUAAAAUGGAGCAGUCACAUAAAGUGCGACCUAUUGUUUUGUCUUUUUAUGUGUAAAGUGUGUGUAUGUGUGUCUGCUUAUGUUCUACAUUAUGUUGCAUUGUCUCCAUCAUUUAGACUUCUUGAAAAUAGUGCAAUCCUGGAUCAGUACGAACGGGCGUCACUCAUAUGAAAAAGCGGAGCGGAGAUUUACACCAGCAUGAUGAUGAUGAUGAUGAAGAGACACUGACGAAAGGAUAUUGAAUAUGUAAUCAUGAACACAAAGGACUAGAUGAAAUGCUGCGAAGCGCAUCAGCUCUGUACGUACUGUAGUCAACCCAUAUUUUAUGUCUUUGGAUCUUUAGAAUGAUCAUGAGUACAGAUUAUUCAUUAUUAAACUUUACAUUUGGGAUGUUAGUCAGAAACAUAUGUCAUUGUCAUCGAUUCCUCACUGAUAACUAAAUGAAUUUGACCCAACUUCUCAUGUUUAUUUCUAAGCAUGUAUUUUUCAAUGAAUUGCCCACAUACUAUGAUUUUUAUAGCAAACUAUAGAUGCUUACAGUUUGUCAAACUAGGAAGAUUUAUUUUAUUAAUGAAAGUUUUAAUGAAUUACUAACCUUAAUAGAUGUAAAGCUGUUGGAAUAACCAGAAGCAGUAUAAUUUGGAUAACAGUUCAAGGCAGAGUGGCUUGUGCAUGCGUCUUUUGUAUCCAUCAAACAUUAACUUACUAACAUUAAAAUAUGAAAAGCACCCAUCUACUAAUAAACGUUGUAGGACAUAAAGAGUAGUGAAAAAAAAGCAUCUUCAAAAUUAAUUAAUUGCACUGCAUGCUGUUGCUAAUCCAAAUAAUUGGGUCAAGAUAAGUGCGCAAAAUAAUGUUACCAUUUUCAUUUUUCACACUUUUAAAUGUCCUUUUAAGUAUGUUGACGGACAUUUUUAUUUUGACACAGAAAUUUCAUUUCGGCAAAAAAUAUUUGUCUUCUAACUCUUUCACUAUAGGAGCUUAAUAUCUUUGUAUCAAAACAGACUUUUAUACUUGGACAAAUUGAAAGGAUGAUUUUUACAGUUACUCAAAUUAUCUUUCAGGGCUGGUUUUACUGAUGCUUUGUAAAAUAAAUGAAAAUAAAGCUUCUCUUUUUUUUUUAUUGGCUUUUGGUCAACAGUUCCUCUGUCCCUUUUGUGUGUCCUUAAACUGUAAACACACACGUUAUCCAUGUCUCACCUUCAUAAAUAGAUAGAUGCUUGUUUAUUUGUUGUGUCUGAUCUUCUUUAGACGACCCAAACCAAAAGGAUUUGUUUCACCAAGCAGUCCAAUAAAAUUAAUCCUAGACGGUUCAAAUAAUCACAGGUAUCUAACAGUUUGUAUUUAUGAGAUUGAACCCAUAUAUUCUGCAGAAGGGACGGAUCGGUCUUACACUCUAAUGACGGUCACUAUUGGCAGGCUGCUUUUGUAGGAAAAACAACCUUUAAUAUAUUGAAACAGAGAAUAGUAGAUCAGCUGUGAGCACAAUGAGAACCAAGUCACAUUCACUGGCAUUGUUUGUCUCACUUUAUCAUUGUCUGAGUUCCAAUGUUCUUCUUACUGUCUCUGUUUUUAUGGUAUUUACCAUCUAUGUGUACAUUAUUUUCUGUAUUCAAUGUCAUGUAUGUAUAAUUUACAUCCAUGCUCUCCUUUUCCUCCAUAUAGACACACACAGAUCUGUAUGUCUGCACAUACUGAAUAAAAUGUUUCUUUUCUAUACACGCA